GAGAGAGAGAGAGGAGUUUACCAAAAAAAAAGAGAGAGAGAGGAAGCAAGCAUAGUCCAACAAAAUAUAUGAUUUCAAUCUAAAUAAUUCUGGACAAUUUUCCAUAGAGAAUGGACACCGAUUCUAAGCUAAGCUAGGGUUUCUUCCUUCCCCCAAAUCUCUCAAAAACCUUCAAUACUCUUCAGUCACCGCAUCGUCUCUCUCUCUCUGUCUGUCUCACAGUCUUUCGAAAGAAGAUGGUAAACAAGAAACGUCCUUGUUCUGGAGAUGGUUUCAGCGAAACCUAUACAUGUGACUUAGAAUUCCGACUCAACAACUCUAACGGCUUCCUUCCACCCUCUCCUCCUGACUCCCCUGUCCUCAAUUCCCCCGAGAAUUUGGACUCCAGCAACGCCACCUUGUUGAAGACUAGGAAGAAGCGUAAGGCUACUCUCCCUUCAUAUGCUCCUGAUUCCAAGAGACUCUGGACUAAAGCUGAUGAGCUUAUCAUUCUCAAGGGCAUUGUUGACUACCGGAAGGAGACGGGAGUGGACUACCUUUCAGAUUCAGCUGCAUUUUUUGAGUAUAUCAAAGAUGACAUUGAUACUAAAUUCUCAAAGGAUCAGCUCGUGAAUAAGAUCAAAAAGUUGAAGUUUAAAUUCCGAGAUAAUUUGGUUAAAAAGCCUAGCUUUGCUAACUCCCAAGAUUCUGAAACUUUUGACUUGUCCAUGGCAAUUUGGGGCAAAGAUAAAGCUGGCUGUGUUGAUGGGAACACGGCCAAACCAAAGCGGACCAGGAGCAAGGUUCAGGCUUUCGUGGAACACGAGGUGGUGACCAACGGUGAACCUGAGAAUGAUGAUGGAUUAGCAGAAGGAGGUGACUCUUUUGACAAAUUACCGUCUGAAAAUCCUGACAAAAUUAUGGAGAAUGAGAAUGGUGGGAAAGAGAUUGAGGAAGAUGGAGCAGUGACAAACAAUAUGGGGAAUGAGACUGGUGGAAAGGAGGGUGAGGAAGAUGGAGCAGUGACAAAAGAUAAACCUGAAAACAAAUUCCUCUCUGUAAAUGUCGACGACAACCGUAUGGAGAAGGAGACCGGUGAGAAGGGGAGUGAGGAAGAUGGUGCUGCUGAUGAGCUGUGUGCAUUACAGGACGCGCUUGAGACGACAGUGUUUCAGCAUUUAGGAAGCUAUGCACAGAAGCAGAUGCUUGAGAAGUUGAAGACCCUUAGAGCUAAGGAAAGGAAGGAGUUGAGCGGUGAAUGGAAGUCAUUACUUGUUGAAGAGGCGCUAUUCAAGAGCAAGAAAUAUUCCUUUACAGCCAAACUCGCCAAUGCAGCAUUUCAUAAUUAGGUAGAAGAAACUAGAGUGAGGAGUAACGACUUCCAAUAGUAGUUGAGGUGGCUAAAACUUCGUUUUCUGGAACUGCCUAUGAUCCGAUCUAAAAUUUUGUUAAUAUGCAGUUUCGUUUUGUAAUGAACCCAUGGUUUUGUUUCCUUAUACACUACAAAAAUAACCUUCAGUUUAAUUGAUGA
This is a messenger RNA of Capsella rubella, 1510 nucleotides long. Its product is annotated as GLABROUS1 enhancer-binding protein-like 1. The record is from RefSeq and is a predicted model, not a curated record. Gene Ontology annotation, biological process: regulation of DNA-templated transcription. Bases 237 to 1328 code for a protein of 363 amino acids. The transcript is spliced from 4 exons. Gene Ontology annotation, cellular component: nucleus. Lineage: Eukaryota; Viridiplantae; Streptophyta; Magnoliopsida; Brassicales; Brassicaceae.